Linum trigynum is the source of this 4665-nucleotide messenger RNA. The record is from the annotation of a GenBank genome assembly. Lineage: Eukaryota; Viridiplantae; Streptophyta; Magnoliopsida; Malpighiales; Linaceae.
AUACAUCUAGCAAACAAGCCAAAACACUAGGAUCGGACCUCAGCCAUCCUCAUAUCCCAAUAAGCAAAAGACUCAACCACUUUGACUUAUGCAUAUGCAUCUUAUCAUGUUUUAAUCAUAGGCGCCUGGCUACUCCCAUGCUAAUAACUCUCCCGGAAAACAUACCCCACAUCCCAUCGGAUGUAGUCAUACAUACCCCAACAUCCCGUCGGAUGUGGUCAUACAUACCUGAUAGACCGUUAAUUACACAUGUUUUACCCCUGUUCUUACACCGUUUGAGAUGUGAUUUCUCAUGUUUUAGGCCGAUUUUACGCUAGGUUGUGCUUGUUUGUGAUAUUUCAGGUCCUAGUACGUGAAUGGAGGCUCAGGAGCGAGUUUGGGGUCGAUUGGACGAAGAUCGGGCGCGAGGCAAGUCACAAAGGAGGCCACACGGGCACACCCACAACUCACACGGCCGUGCAACUCAUAUUUGUGGCCGUGUGAGAUUGUGCGAGAGCAACCACGGCCUGCCCUGAUAAUCCACACGGCCGUGUGAAGAAGUGGUCUGGCCGUGUGACUUUCGCCGAGAGCAAACACGGGCAGAUGGAAGUCACACACGGCCGUGCGACCCUGGCCGUGUGAGAAGCCUGAAAAUCGAACUAAGUGGAACGCAACAUUUUAACUCACACGGGCAACUGGGUAUGCCACACGGCCAUGUGGCCCUGCCCGUGUGAGUCGGGAUUUCCUGGUUUUAACCCAAUUCCGGGCUGCAAGAGAGAGGAUCGGACUUUUUGGGCAAAAACAGAGCCCUAGAGAGAGAAAGGACGAAGAACACAUCCUAGAAGCCAUCUUGGAGCUGGGUUUCAUCAAUUCAAGCUUGGAGAUCGUCAUAGGAGUGGAAAUCAUCAUCCCAGAGCAGAUUCUUCCCAUAAUUAUGAGUAUGAUUGCUUUGUAUCUUGUUUUCCUCUCUCUCUCUAUGGAGUAGAACCCCUCUCUCACUUGGGGAUGAAGAACCCUAGUUCUAUGUGUUAGGGAUUGAUUGUAAUGACUUGGGAUGAGAUUACUAUUUGAUUUUAAUCGAAUGAUGCAUGUUUAUUGAGUCAAUUGAAGUCUGAUCAACUUUUCCUGAUUCCUGCUGCAAUAUGAGAUAGAUAGAAUCUGAUUAGGUUGCUAGAGUCUCAUCAUUCGAUAGUAGGAGAUUGGCUAUACGAGAGUUAGCCAGUUUACUGCUUUGUACUGGAAUCCAAUUCCAGUAGUGGAGUUUUGUUCUUACUGCUUCAGCUUUCUAUCCCGGUGAAGACUAGUCGUCUGCCGGGUAGUUAGACUGAGAGGGCUUGGUCAGCUUAAGAGAUUCCAAGCUACUGUCGGAUCUUCCGCAGUCUAAUCAACAGUAAAUCAACCCAGGGGAAAUUGCAAUUAAACCUAACUAAGGAGCUAGGGGGACUCAUUCCCGAGUGACUCUUUCCUGCUUGAGAAAACCGAAUAAUUUCCUGCUUUCUUUCUGCUUUUGCUUUUAAACAAGAAUCACUUACUUUAGUUGGCUAGAUAACAGAGAAUCACUGAGUAAGCAGUAGAUCUAGACCCCGGGUUGAUAAUAUAACUUGCCUGUUACUGCAUUCCCGGUCUGCGAUUACACUUGGUCGCAGAUUGGUGUUGUGUUUUGGCGUGUCAAGUUUUUGGCGCCGUUGCCGGGGAACCUCUAGGUUAUUGGGGAAACGUGAGAAUUUUUUACUCUAGCCUUUUAUUUACUGCAUUUUAUCUCUUCCACCUGUGUGCCUUCACAGGUUGCUUCUGCUGAUUGUGUGCAGGUAGUGCAUGACCCGUAGCCAGUCGGGAGAUCUACUACCACUAGACCAGGAGCUUGAACGAACCUGCAGAAACUUCAAGCGGGCUCUAAAGGCACGACUGGCUGCGGAGGAGGCGUUAGCACAGCUACAGAUUACUGAAGAGGAGGAGAUGGUUGAUCCACAGGGUCAUGAUGUGAUCGAUCCCGAGGAACAGACCAUGGGACAUUACUGGACUUCCAGGGCUGCAGACAUGAGGUCACCCAUUCAACACCCUCAUGUCCCAGCCAAUAAUUUUGAGGUGAGCACCUCAGUAAUCACCAUGCUGCGCGGUUCGGUGAUGUUCCGUGGCAAAGAGGGGGAGUGCCCUCGAUCACAUCUCAGGCGAUUCCACGAGCUCAUCGAUGGAAUCAAGAUCAACGGGGUCCCAGCAGAUGCCAUCCAGCUGAGGUACUUCCCUUUCACCCUGGAGGGGCAGGCCAAGGAGUUGCUAGACACUCGACCUCCGGGAUCCAUCACCACGUUCGCCAACCUGGCGGACAAGUUUCUUACCCGCUACCAUCCUCCGUCCAAGACGGCGGACUUGCAGAAGCAGAUCACCCACUUCACUCAGGAUGAAGAUGAGACCAUCCGGGACGCCUGGGAGAGAUACAACAGCCUCUUCCUGAGGUGUCCCAAUCAUGGUUUCAACGAUGCUUUCAAGGAGGGAACCUUUUAUCACGCCCUCUUCCCGGAGGACAAGCAGCUGAUUGACUCGGUUUGUGGCGGGAACAUGCUGACCAAAACACCGCCACAGCUGAAUCAACUCUUUGAGGAGAUGGCGGAGAACGGGUACGAUUGGGGCACUGCCAGGAGAUCGAGGAGAGCACCAGGCCGGGGUGUGCAUGCUGUGGGCACCCAGUCAUCUGAUUUGGUGCAGGUGGUAUCGAAGCUGGUUUCAGCUAUCGAUCGUUCUGGUUUGAUUGCAGGUACCGGACAGCAGCAGGCUAUGCUCUGCCAGUGGUGCGAGAGCACCCAUCAAAAAAAUGUUUUGAGAACGUUUUUCAUGUGCAUUGAUACUAGCUUCGGAUGUAGUGUGAGAUAUCCACAGGCGUGGAAGGUUGAUGAUAUGUGUAUAUUUGUGUAAUUGUGUAGCUGUGAUGAUUAUGGCAUGUAUAAGUAUGGUAUGCAGUUAUGGAGUAUGAUAACUGUGACUAUGGCUAUGAAAGCCAAUGUUUAUGGUUGUGGAUAUAUAUUUAUAUUUACGAAUGCAGAUAUUUGGAUAAAUUAUUUAGCAGGUCUAGUUGCAAGAAAUGUAGCCGAUUACGCGAGUAAUUCAUGUCGAAAUUUUAUUUGGGUAAAUUUUGGUAAUUAAUGUAACUCCCGAGAUUAUUUUCGCUGCUAAUGUAUGAACAAUAUGAUCAGGCAAAACGUACAGGGUAGGGUGUUACAGAAUAUAUAGAGAAAUAAAGUGUAGAGAGAUAGUGGAAAGUGGAAAGUGAGGAAAGAGGAGAAGUCCCCUCCUUUGGAGGUCUUCAAGCCCUUAUAUACCUGUAGCGGGUAUCGAGCGUUGGGAAUCACCGAUUGUGCGCCCUACUACUUAGUCUGUGUGCGGAGUAUCUUAGUAACACCCCCAACCAUUGCCCCCCAAGCUGGUGGUGAGUUUUAACUCAUCACUAGCUUAUUAUUUAUUUAUUAUAUUUUUAUUUAAAUCUUCGUCGGUAAUUUUGGAUGGAUCCCUAUGUACCCCCAGUUGCCCCCAGCUGGUGGCGCGCUUGGCUGACGCGGUGCCAGCUUCCUGCGUCAUGCCCCCCAGUUGGUGUGUUUCAUUAAGCCGUUGAGCGCUCUUUUAUUGGAAUCUCCAAGGCGCUGAGCCAUUUCUUGUUGAAAAUUUUCCAAGGUAUUGAGCGCUCUCCUAUUGGAGUUCUUUACACACACACAAGUGUGUACUCUUUCAUUGGUGCGCUAUUGACAGCAGCACGAUUACGUUACGGGCUUACCGCGCACGUUUAGUUCCCUUUAUUGGAGAUAGAGGUAGUUGAACACUUUCAUAUUGUAGAUUCACCGUUGCUCUUAUUGAAGUCUUAUUUGUGUGCUUCGUUGAGACUUAUUUGUAGAUCUUCGAUGCUCUUAUUGAAGUCUUAUUUGUGUGCUUUGUUGAGACUUAUUUGUAGCUUUUUCGAUGCUCUUAUUAAAGUCUUACUUGUGUGCUUUGUUGAGACUUAUUUGUAGAUCUUCGAUGCUCUUAUUGAAGUCUUAUUUGUGUGCUUCGUUGAGACUUAUUUGUAGCUUCUUCGAUGCUCUUAUUGAAGUCUUACUUGUGUGCUUUCGUUGGAUGAUCGUGUCGGUGGUGACGCGAAGUUUUAUUCGGAUGCUCGGUAGAGCCUCUGUUCGUUGGAUCAUAGAAUUGGCGGUCCUGACUUUGGCGGAGGGUGUAGCGGCGGCUAUCGAGGCGAUCAUUUGUGCCGGGAGUGUUGCGUCUCCAUCAACAGACUGUGACGCGCGGCUGUGAGACUAGUGCGACGACGUCGCACGGUCGUUGGUGCCUAUAGAUUGAGGGCAGAGAGUAACGCGCCGCGACGACAAUAAAUAGAGCUUGCGAGGAGGAUGACUCGGCUGUAGCACGCUUCGGAGACGGACGCCGCGAGGUGAGUCGAGGGAAAGCAAACAUGAAAUUGUUGUGUUGUUUUUUUUCCUUCUUCUUAUCUGAACCCUUUAUUGCCACAUCACAUAUUUAAUGGUCAACUAUGAAAGUUGACUGCCACGUAAGCUAGAGUUAACGGAAAUGGACGGAGAGUGACCAAACUUGAACCAUUUAACUAAUUUGAGUGACCAAGAUUGGAUUUAAAUAUUUCCAGUGACCAAACAUGAACGUUUUUUGUAAUUUCAGUGACCAACCAUACAAUUAACCCUUUAACAGACC